Seminavis robusta is the source of this 489-nucleotide messenger RNA. Lineage: Eukaryota; Bacillariophyta; Bacillariophyceae; Naviculales; Naviculaceae. The record is from the annotation of a GenBank genome assembly.
AUGACAGACGAAACGAGUCCACAAGUGAGCAAGCCAGCAACGCAAGAGACGGCGAAACCAAAAGCGACUCCUGAAUUGAAGACGGCCAAGCCGAAAGAAGCUACCAAAGAGACGGCGAAACCAAAAGAAACAGCGAAGAUUCAGCAACCAACUGACAAGCCCAAGCAAGUGGUAGAUCCGACUAUUGACCUCGUGGAUCGUCUCGUCAGAGUGUUUGAUGACGCAAGGGACAAGGCAGAAGUUCUUCAAGAGGCAACAGCGAGGCUGGAUGUGGUCAAAGAUCUGAUCACUGGAACGGCAGGAAAAGACAUGGCUGAAGCCGAUAAGGAGCGUGAGAUUGCAAAACUGGUGGAUGCUGCAUUUCAAGACAGCGACAGACUCCGCAAGAGCUGGAGAAUCGUCAUCGAACACCCUGGACUCAAGGGGGUGGAAGACGGCGUGACACCUCAGAUGUCCAUGGAAAUGGACACAAGACAAACAAAAGGUUGA